Messenger RNA from Nematostella vectensis (starlet sea anemone), 1526 nucleotides. Its product is annotated as nucleolar transcription factor 1-B. Lineage: Eukaryota; Metazoa; Cnidaria; Anthozoa; Actiniaria; Edwardsiidae. The record is from RefSeq and is a predicted model, not a curated record. The transcript has a single exon. Bases 24 to 1001 code for a protein of 325 amino acids.
CCUGUGCUAACUUUUCUUCCGCGAUGAUCUGGGACCCAGUGUAUCGGUUGAAAAUGGCGGACGCAUGUGAAUUGAGCAGCGCGAAAACUCAACAUACCAAGAAAAUGCCUUCUAACACGAAAAGAAAAGCCGAUGUUAGUGAAAUUGUUCAAACCCCUAAAAAAAUUAAGAAACCCUCGCCAAAUCUCAGGCAGUGGACGAAGGAAGAGGAGCUACAAUUGCUCAAGAAAGUCCGCGUUGCUUUGGACGAACAGGAGAAUACAACUGGAAAGCAUGGUAUGUACCUGAAGUCAUUAGAUCUAAAAACAGUUACACUACCAGGCUUCUCAAAUGAAGAAAUACAGACCAAGUUCCACCGGCUAUGUCAAUCAGUGAGAAAGAUGAGAACUGCAAGGGAAGUAAUUGAAGAUAUUAAGGUCCCUUCUCAUGCAAACAGGUCACCAAAGACGCCAAAGCCUUUUGUUGACCCAAAUCAGCCGAAAAUGCCGCUGACGUCUUAUUUCAGAUACUGCCAAAAACACCGGGCCAAGUUAGCCAAGAAGUAUCCUAAUUUGAAGAGCACCGAACUGGCUGCAAAGCUAUCGAAAAAAUGGAGGAAAAUGUCCGAGGAGAGGAAGAAAGCAUACUCUGAGCAGUAUGAAGAGGAGAAAAAGGAAUAUGAAACACAACUGCUAGAUUUCCUGAAAAAUAAGUACCCAAAUGUAGAGCCCCCACUCAGUGCCUUUGAGCUAUGGGCAAACCAGGCGCGAAAAGAUUUACUUGUUAGCAACCCUGACAUUUCUGCAAAGAAACUUAAAAAGAAGCUCAAACGAAAAUGGAAAGAAAUUGACGAGAAAGGCAAGAAAACCUGGAUAAAGAAAGAAAAAACUGAAAUGAGGAAAUAUCAGAAAAAGAUUAAGGAAAUUGCUGUUACUCCUCGUGCCUUACUGCAUACUGAUACAGAGAACGGCUUCAAGCAUACCGACACUGAGAACAGCACAAAACAUAGUGACACUGACUGAGAUGUUUGGGUGAAAGAGUGCUAAAAGGCAGGCAGUAUUGUAUCUUGACUUGCAUUUAACUUUUCAGAAAGUUUCACCAUUCUUGCCUACAGUUUUUUAAAUUUGUUAUAUAUUUUACUAGUUAUUAAAUUUAAAAAAAAAUCUGCAAGGUUUUAUAUAACCAAAAACAAAAAAAAACAUUUCAAUGCAUUUCAAAGAAAAAAAAUAUAUAUUGAUUUAUGGGCUUGUGUCCAAGUGAGAAUCAGUAUAUGGGAUACCAUAGAAACCUCAUGAAGUGGAUUGACAAUAACUUUGGAUGGCCAAGAUUAAGAAAACUGAAGCAGAUUAGGUCAUGUAUGUACAUACAGUUCUAUUUAGAGACAAACAUCAAGAUAUUUUAGUGGGGGUGCCAGCACUUGUAUGGGGUAACUUUUUCUUAGUCUUUUAAUCUGAUGUAUCUAGCAAAAACAAAUAUUAAGAAAUGUAUUGGAACAGCCACAUUGUGCAGAAUGUUUUUAAAUGCAAAUAACAAAACUAGUGGUCAGA